Iphiclides podalirius (scarce swallowtail) is the source of this 972-nucleotide messenger RNA. The record is from the annotation of a GenBank genome assembly. NCBI's taxonomy places the organism in Eukaryota, Metazoa, Arthropoda, Insecta, Lepidoptera, Papilionidae.
AUGUCAAGUACAGAGCAAAGUAUAUUGAACUCGAUGCAACAAUUGUCAGUGCAAUCUAGUAAUAGUGGCCCUCCUGAAAAACCAACUCAAGUUGUAACUCCAGCUAUUAAUAGAAGCCAGCCAUCUUCUGCAUCAAAAAUUAUUCCUGUGAAAUCAACCACUGUUUCUCCAGCAAUAGCAACAAUUGACCGUCUUUUAAGUCUGGGUGCCAGUGUGCCACCACCUCCCCCUGUUAUAACUAGAGCUGCAUCUGACAUGGAUCCCCAUACAAUGGAACAGCUUCGAGCUGUUAAAGAAAUGUUAACAGCCCAAGAAGAAGAAGCUCAAAGCUUACGAGACAUUAACAGAGAAUUAAGAGACAGACUUGAGGAAUGUGAAAUAAAGAUUAAAAAAUUAAAUGAGCAAAAUGAAGAAUAUGCAGAAAAAGAGAAAACUCUCUCACAGCGUGUAGCAGAAAAAGUAAGAAAUAAUAAACAAAUGAGUGUGGUCAUGGAAGAAUAUGAACGUACAAUAUCAUCACUCAUAGGUGAACGAGAAGCAGAAACCAAAAGAUGGACAGAUGAGAGAUCUACAUUACUCAGAGAGAGGGAUGAAGCUGCUGCUCAUUUAGCUUCAAUGGAACAUGCAUUUAAUGAUGUGCACACUAAAUAUGAGAGAUGUAAAGUGAUAAUUCAAGGCUAUAAAAGCAAUGAAGAAACUUUAAAGAGAACAGUAGAAGAGAAUAAUGAUGCCAUACAAAAAUUGGAGGCUAGGUAUGAAACAUUACGACAGCAUGCAAUGCAGCAAUUAAAUAAAGCUAAUGCAGAACUUGACUCGGUAAAGAAGGCUCACCAAGCUGAAAUUCUCAAGCUAAAUGCCAUGCUGAAAAAGAGUGAAGUUCAUGCUUCUUCAUUACAAGAAUCUUUAGCACAGAAAAUAAAAGAUAAUGAAGAACUCACAGCUAUUUGUGAUGAGCUUAUCAAUAAGGUUGGU